Carassius gibelio (silver crucian carp) is the source of this 1997-nucleotide messenger RNA. Its product is annotated as CMRF35-like molecule 1. Bases 314 to 1393 code for a protein of 359 amino acids. The record is from RefSeq and is a predicted model, not a curated record. The transcript has 9 exons. Lineage: Eukaryota; Metazoa; Chordata; Actinopteri; Cypriniformes; Cyprinidae.
UUAUACCGACCCCCAUUAACUCCUUACCUCAAAUGGAAAAAUGAUUGAACACAAGAUAAAAUCUGAAAGUUAAGCAACCAGUUACACACAACAGUUUGUGUGUUGAUAAUUUUCACGCUUCUACAAUGUAACAUUUUGUCAGUGUUUGUCAGUUCAGUAAGAAAGGGGCUAAAACGAUUAAGUGUGAAGUGUCUAACUGCAAAAUAGCUACUUUUCUCACUUGCUAAUGUUUAUGUGGUUUAAGGCGAUAUUUCUGCUCUUCCUCUGAAACAGGAAGAAGCAGAGACACUGCAAGAAGUGACCAGCUCCUCUCAUGAACAUGCACUCUGCUGUAGACAUGAUUUACUCUCUGAUUCUCUCUGGGAUUUUACUGCACAUCACAGAUGGAGCUGGAAUUCAGAGCAUGAAUAUUGCAGUGAUAUCUGGAGCACCUGGCAUUAUUCCAUGUCUCUAUGAUGAUACACAUAAAGAAAACCGAAAAUACUGGUGUCAGGGGUCACAGUGGAUCUCUUGCAGUAUAUUGGCAUAUGCAAAUAAUACAGGAAAAUAUUCCCUUACUGAUUAUCCAGCCCAGAGUAUUUUUACAGUGCAAUGGGAGAAUCUGAACCCCUCAGACUCUGGAUAUUACUGGUGUGCUGUAGAGAUUGGUGGCGAAAUAGACAACGGUUAUUAUUUGUAUCUGACGGUACAAUCAAACCCUGAUGUGUUUGUGGUGAGCAGCAAUGUAUCUGGACAUGAAGGUGGUGAUAUCAGUGUUCAGUGUUUCUACAGUUCUGGAUACAAGAAUGAAGUCAAACAGUGGUGCAGAUAUAAAGAUCAGAGCUGUUACACAGUGGGGAGGACUAACACAUCCCAGAAUUCAUCAGUCCAGAUCAGUGAUGAUGGGAGAAGAUCCUUCACUGUGCUGAUGACUGGACUGAGACUCACUGAUUUUGGCUGGUACUACUGUUCUGUAGGAGAUCUGCAGGUUCCUGUUCACCUCCUUGUUCAGAGAGACAAUGAAAGUAAAAGUAUGUCUGAAAGUGAUGAUGCUGGUCAAUUUCCCUCUACAUGCAAAAACCAAACAGCAAGCAAAGAUUCGGAGGACAGCAAGUGCUCCCCUAACGACCCGUCUGACCAGAUGGACUGGAUUUUUCUCCUCCUCUAUACUGCUGUGCCGCUACUUCUAUUACUGAUGCUGGUUUUAGUAAUCUGGAGGCUUGUACAAAAACACAAUGGGGCUUUGACCAAACGAGGACCAGACAUCUGUUCAGUGGCAGAAGGUCAAAAGGCUGUCACGUAUGACACUGUGGUCUUCAAGAAAGCAAACAAACAUGAACCAAACCAGGUUUCAAUUAGCCACUCUCCUGAACAAUUUGAAGUGAUCUACAGCACUCUGAACCUUCACCAAUAACACAUUAUCUCUGGCCAUUGAAAUUCUGAAUAUUACAAUCUGCAGUAAUGUCAUCUUCGUCUGUUUUACAUCAUGCAGUUUCUUUUAAAGCCGCAAAGGACGCCACGAGACAGAAAAAGAGGAACCUCCAGAACACAUUUUAGUGUUUAAAGUGUUGCACGAGGUUCACCAGAUUAUUAUUUUGCUAUUAAGAUUUUUGCCACAUCUUUAAAAGUGUCACCUAUUUUUUGUUAAGUGGUAAAAGUUCUUCUGCUGUUCUACUUUUAUUCUUAGUCAAUGUGAGAAGCAAAACUGAAACAUCUUUGCCACAUGACAGAAUGACACAAUGAGUUCAGGUCAGCUUUUAGGUCAAUGAUUAGUUAGACCACUUCAGAGAAACCUGAAAAAAUAUGCUCAUUUUAAAUCUAAUUACUUAGUAUUUGUUGUUGCAUAAAUAACUGUUCUGUUUUGUGUUUUGAGCUACUUAAUACCUUAGCAUUAUUAUUGUUGAUUGUGUAAGAUUUAGUUGUAAAACUGUCAUUUGUAGUUUAGAAAAUAUUUAAUGACUUUUCCAGUGAAUGUAUUAUAAAUGUUAUUACAUUAAAAAAAAUCUAUAUGGCUCUCA